This is a messenger RNA of Calliphora vicina (urban bluebottle blowfly), 637 nucleotides long. RefSeq names its product ribosome biogenesis protein SLX9 homolog. Gene Ontology annotation, cellular component: nucleolus; 90S preribosome; preribosome, small subunit precursor. The record is from RefSeq and is a predicted model, not a curated record. Gene Ontology annotation, biological process: maturation of SSU-rRNA from tricistronic rRNA transcript (SSU-rRNA, 5.8S rRNA, LSU-rRNA). NCBI's taxonomy places the organism in Eukaryota, Metazoa, Arthropoda, Insecta, Diptera, Calliphoridae. The transcript has a single exon. Bases 57 to 620 code for a protein of 187 amino acids.
AUUCUUUAUAUUUUUAUUAAAAAAAAUCGUUCCUAUAUUGUUUCCCAAUUACAAGUAUGGGUAAAGUAAAUAAAAAUAAUUUAAAAACAAAACUACUCGAUAGUAAAUCACCAAAACAAAAGCUAAAUUCUAAAGAAAAAUCAAAAGAUGCCUCCGCGGAUGUGGUGACAAAAGACAAGAGUAAACUCUUGCUGAACAAAACUAUUACUCCCAAAAAAACCACAAGUAAAAAGGAAAAACAUCGUGAAAAACGUAAGAAUCUGAUGAACAAAUUUACUCUCAUCAGAAAACAACAGAAAGAGGAAAAAGCACGCAAAAAUCGUGAAAAGACUGCUGUUAUUGGUGAUUUGAAACCCCUGAAAGAUGCUUUACCCUCGCUGGAUGACAUUUUCAAAUUGUCCAAAGAGAAAGAUCAAUUGAAAACUGGCCUUAAGGAGUUCGAGGCCAGCGGUGAAGAAAAACAUUUAAGUGCUAAACAAAAGAUCAAGAAGAAAAAGGAAAAGUUCAUGAAGCAAGUUAAAUCGUAUCAAUCGAUAUUGAAAGAUCCAGAAUUUAAGAAGAAUCCACGAGAGGCCAUUAGAUUUCACAUACAAUAUACACAUGGAUUAGUAGAGGAAUAAAAUGUUGCCACAAAAAA